Phialemonium atrogriseum is the source of this 1298-nucleotide messenger RNA. RefSeq lists its product as uncharacterized. The transcript has a single exon. Lineage: Eukaryota; Fungi; Ascomycota; Sordariomycetes; Cephalothecales; Cephalothecaceae. The record is from RefSeq and is a predicted model, not a curated record. The coding region runs from base 323 to 1009 and encodes 228 amino acids.
GGGGGUUUCGGCCCCGGGAAUUUGUUUGGUGAUGUUUGCUUGGUUUUUGUGGUUGAUAUGUCCGGUCUUGAAGAUCGAUCUGGGACCGUGUGUUUGCUGAUCUGAUCGUGAGCGGCUGACGCUACUUAUAUGAGAGCAGUCUCUCUGAGAGGGUGGCGGGUGGAUUCGAAGUGGAUUGCGAGUAUGAGAAUUAAGCAAAAAUGCGGGCUGAACAGGACAGGGGGGAGGGCCCGGUUCAAGCUGGGUGUGGGUGGUUCGAGCUGGGCGAUUACCCUGGUUCGGAACUGUGUGCAAGCGUGAUCUUCUUCAAUGCAACCAAACUAUGUGGGUUUUCCGCGACAACGUCGUCCAGAGUGGACCGUUUGAGGCACCGCACGCAGGAUUACUGGAUCAGGGUGUGUAUGCUGGCAAGAAACGUAAGGAGGCUCUCCAGGCACUCAAGGGAGGCGAGGCGUCCAGCGCAGUUAUGCUGAAGGACCCGCAGCACAAGAAGUGGGAACGCGGUAGGCGGGGCCCCGGUAUGGCUCUAUCCUUGCAGGAUAAGAACGACGAGAACAAGGCCGACGACAAGGUAGAAUGGAGAAGCUGUUGUGUGGGAACCCAGUCAGCAACGCGACGACGACGACGACGACGACGACUGUGGCGGCGGCGACGGCAACAUCAACACACGACCGAGGGGAAGGGAAGAUGUAGGGUAUAUAUAAGACGGAGACAGGGCAAGCUCGAGUCUCGGGUGGCUCAUGGGGGGGGGCAGAUGCGAUCGAAGGGGGAGGAAAAGCAGUUGUUUAUGAGUCCAGAGUGCACCUGCCUGACCGGAGAGGGCAGGCAAGGUGCGUGCACGAGGACCAAAAUUCUCCGCCCAGGUACGAACGAGAAGGACUCGUCGCCACUGGCUGGGGGGUCUGGGGUGGCCACUAGCGGGAUCGAGACCGAUGGGUAUCUAGGCCACAGGCCAGUGGAGGGUAGGGUGGGCGUGCGGGACAAGAGGGGACUGCCCAGAAAAAAGUAGGUACCUGAAGUGCGGCUGCAGCGCGGUUGUAGCGCAGUGCCGAAUGUAGGAUGGGCUGGUGCAAGUGGCUGCCCACCUUAGUGCAGGGCGGGGACUUGUCGUGCAGGUCUGCCGCUCUUUUUUGUUUUGAGAUACAACUUGCUGGUUGCAAAAGCGCCGGCGUGUGUUAGGCUGCUCAAACGGGAAGCAUGACGGGGAGGCGAGGUGCAGGUUUGGCGUUUUGGACAGAACAGAUCGAUCCCCUUCUCUUGGCCGCGUUGCUGAGACUUGUGAUGGGGCGAAGCGUCUA